GAAGACAUGUCAGACUACGAAAGAAGUGGAUGAAAACCCUUUUGCGGACAUAGAUGAGUACAUUGAGGAUACAAAUGCUAUUGUACCUCCGGUUGUUGGUGCUUCAACUUUCAAAGUGGAACAUGGGUUAAUCCUAAUGCUCAAAGCGGAGGGGUUUUUCAGGAAUUCCACUGAUGAAGAUCCAACACAACACCUUAGGAACUUCUUGGGAGUAUGUGUUAUGCAUAAGCAGAACAAUGUCUCAGAUGAUGCCCUAAGGUUGAGGGUGUUCAAGUACUCACUAGCUGGAGACGCAAGGAGGUGGCUCCAAAACUUGCCGCCAAAUUCCAUCCGUUCUUGGCCUGAACUUGUCCGAGCAUUUUUAGCUAAAUGGUUCCCACAGAGCAAGAAAUCUGAACUUCGGGAUAAAAUUUUCUUCUUCAAGCAACAACUGGGGGAACAUCUACAUGAGGCAUGGGAUCGAUUCAAAUUAUAUUUGGUGAGGUCUCCCAAUCAUGGUUUUCCGGACUCUAUCUUGUUGGAAAUUUUUUACAUGGGUUUGGAUCCUAUGAACCAAUUUAUAGCGAAGAAUGCAGCUGAUGGAUCUUUUAUGGACAAAUCAUUCACAAGGGUCACACAAAUACUUGACAAAAUGGCAAAACAUAAUCAAGCUUGGCACUCUGAGGAUACCGUAGGUGGAAUUGCAUAUGGUUCGCCUUCCUUGACCAACGUGAUUAAGGAGAAUCAAGAGAGAGAUCAAAUAAUCGCAGGGCUUGCCACAAAUGUCAAUGUGUUGACCAAAAUGUUCACGGAAAGCCAAACAAAGAAGGUGAAUGUGGUGGAGGAUGUGCAACCCACAUCCAAUGAAGAUUUUGAGGAAGCAAACUACAUCAACAACGCGCAAGGAGAUACCAAGGUCAAGGACAACAAAAUCAAUGGAGGCCUAACCCGCAAGGGCAAGGCAACCAACAAUGGCGAAAUGACCAAGGGUCAAUAUUCAAAUCAAGGUUCAUCAAGUGAUUCCAAGUUGGAAAGCAUGCUUGAACGGGUAUUAAAAAAUCAAGAGAAGUCCGACACUUCCAUGAGGAAUAUGACCGAGCUUGUUGGCUCUCAUACCGCGUCUAUUCAAAAAUUGGAAAUGCAAAUGAGAGAUCUCUCAAGGGAACAAAAUCCGAAGCAAAAAGGGACACUUCCAAGUGACACAAUUGCGAACCCAAAGGGUAGUGGGAGUGGCCCAACUUCUCACAUCAUGGCAAUUACUACUCGGAGUGGGAAGGUACUACAAGGAGAGGGUGAACAAGUGAUUGAAGUAGAUGAGUCCGAACAAGGGGUUGAGGUUGAAGAGCCAAGUGUUGUCGAAGUUGACAAGAUUCCGGAAGAUGUGCAAGUGCAAAAAGAGAACUGGGAAGAGGUAAAGGACAAGGUAGAAGAGAUACCAAAUACUCUUCCACCUAUUCCUAUAACUCCUCCUCCAUUCCCUCAAAGACUUGUGAGGAAGAUGCCGGGGUUUGCUAAAUAUUUGAAAGAUUUGAUCACCAAGAAGAGAACCACCAAGAAUGAAGUGGUAAACAUGACUCACCGGGUUAGUUCCAUCAUUGCAACAUCCAUUGUCGAAAAGAAAGGAGAUCCGGGAGCCUUCACCAUUCCAUGUACUAUUGGGGCACGUGAUUUUGCAAGAGCCCUUUAUGAUAAUGGGGCUAGCAUCAACUUAAUGCCUCUUUAUUUAUAA
Messenger RNA from Nicotiana attenuata, 1708 nucleotides. RefSeq lists its product as uncharacterized. The record is from RefSeq and is a predicted model, not a curated record. The annotation marks the transcript as partial. NCBI's taxonomy places the organism in Eukaryota, Viridiplantae, Streptophyta, Magnoliopsida, Solanales, Solanaceae. The transcript is spliced from 3 exons.